Messenger RNA from Coccidioides immitis RS, 1077 nucleotides. RefSeq lists its product as uncharacterized. The coding region runs from base 1 to 1077 and encodes 358 amino acids. The transcript is spliced from 3 exons. NCBI's taxonomy places the organism in Eukaryota, Fungi, Ascomycota, Eurotiomycetes, Onygenales, Onygenaceae. The record is from RefSeq and is a predicted model, not a curated record.
AUGGAGAUGAUAAAGAACGUGUAUCAUACCACGGAGAAGGCAAUUUGGGGCGAACAGCGGCCCGAAGCGACCCGCGAGGAACCCAUCUCUGGCGUGAAAGGCGAGGGAACACCAUCUGACCCGUACGAUGCUGGAAAUGUUACUGGCGAUGAACCAAUUUCCGGAGUGCAGGGGCAAGGAACUGCUUCGGACCCGUAUGAUGCGGGCAAUUUGUCACCUUCCGAACCAGUAGGACAUUCAGAAUGUCACGUCUUUGGCCCUGCAAGAGGGUCGUUUGACCAGGGCAUCAGUCACCAUUCAGGUGCAGGAACCUCCACCCUCCCUGACUCCUCACCUGGCGUUCCACAGCCGUCAGGGAUUUUGUCAUCUGGCGCUGCAGACACCGGAUCUUCGAUGGCGCACACUGGACAAGCCUAUAUUCCUCUGACAGAGGAUAGUAAGGUCAAGUCCGUCGGUUCGGUCCCCCGGGGAAAUGGCCCAUCCACUCUUGGUGGCAGAGAACCGUUUAAAACCGCACCCUCUGAUGCCCCAGGCACUGGUCCCACAGAGCCAGCAGGAUCAACACACCCAACGUCCUCUCCCACGGCCCAAGCAUCCACUUCGCCAUCAAUUAAGCAGCAAGACCUUGGCGGUCAACGGAGGACCUCUGCGCUUGAACUUACUGAAGCGUACCACAAUCGAGCUGGACUGGAAGGCUCCCCUAGCCAAUCCUCCCCUACAGCAUCGGCAAAAAGGUCAUCAGCCGAUUCAAGCAACGAACAAACCAACCCUGCGAAGGCAAGAGGUGGAGGACCAGAACAGAAACCAGUGGAAGAGAAGGUUGUUCGGAGCACUGGUUUUGCCGCUGAGGGCGGGAACUUUGACGCUUCAGAACCUGGAGCUGGAAAGGAGGCUGAUCGGCUCCUUGAAGAGCAACAGAAGAGACAUCCAGAUGCAGCCCCUGUCAAAGGCGCUAUGCUCGAGAAGGAGAAAUCUACUGAGCACCAUGGUGGACUCUGGACAGGAACCCAUAAAGCUGGAAUCUCAUUCUCCAAAGCAAAGGAUAAAUUGCACAUUGGAAAGCAUCAUGACAGUUAA